AUGUACUCAGAGGAGAAGGAUAUCGUCAUCACAACUACAGAUGCUACUUUUGUUGAGGGUUCUUACUUUGAGAGGAUGUUCAACUGCAGUCUGACUUGUUCUGAGGACACGUCUGAAGAGCCCCACAGAGAAACAGCAUCUAACCUGGUGGAGGAGGUGACAGGACUGGAGGUGGAGAUCAGGAGGGCUUCUUCAGAGUCACGUCAUUUCCUCCCUCCAGAGAGAGAAGCACAGCUCAGUCAUGUUUCUGGUCUCUCUGAGGGGAGUGAUGUCACCCAGACCCCAAGCAUCCUCUGGUCUAUCAAGGGGCAGCCUGCUGAGAUGGACUGCAGUCACACUAAGGGUGCUUUAUACUACCAGAUGUACUGGUACAGACAGCUACCAGGACAGGGGAUGAAGCAGGUUGUGUACAGUGUGCCCAGCAGCAAGCCUGACUUUGGAGAGUUUGGUGAAGUCAAAUUCUCUGCAAACAAGACUGUAGCAGAGAGAGGAUCUUUCACAGUGAAGAACUCUUCACCAGAAGACAACGGCAUGUACUUCUGUGCUGUUUAUGAACACAGUGAUACAGACAUCAUGUGCAGCUGCACAGAAACCCCCAAUUUCUCAUGAAAGGCCCUGAGUGACGUCAUGUGAGAUGACAGUGUGUUCUGCUGACACUCCCUCCAUCCACCUCCUCUGGGCAGAGUCACUGUGACACAGCAGGGGGUGGGUGUAGCUCAGGGGUAGACAGCCUCCUCCCUCUCAGUUAGUAAGCAGACUUUGUGAACAAUACUUCUCAAACCGUUACAAAGUGCUUUCCUGUACAUGUAUCAAUCCAACAAACCAACACAGAAUCAAAGCAAGACCCAGUAAAGACAACAGUGGUCCAGCAGUAACAGGUCCCAGAUUAUCAGAGUGAAGCCUCACUGGUAGAGCUUCAGCAAACAGGAACACCA
Messenger RNA from Osmerus eperlanus (European smelt), 935 nucleotides. RefSeq lists its product as uncharacterized. The transcript is spliced from 4 exons. Gene Ontology annotation, biological process: cell surface receptor signaling pathway. The coding region runs from base 1 to 609 and encodes 202 amino acids. The record is from RefSeq and is a predicted model, not a curated record. Gene Ontology annotation, cellular component: plasma membrane. NCBI's taxonomy places the organism in Eukaryota, Metazoa, Chordata, Actinopteri, Osmeriformes, Osmeridae.